GAUUGCGGACGGUGGCGAGCUGGGCGGGAUGUGGCCGUCCAAAGAAGUUGGGUGGCAGGCGUCUGCCCUGUGCUUAUCUCCUCGGUCGCUCUGCUGGUUCGUCGCUUCAGAGGCCGGGGAGGUACGGGAGGGGGUGACGCGAGCGAUGAGAGGGGCAUCAAACUGAUGUCGGAGGGGCCAAUCCAAGAUGGCGGCGACAGCGCUCACCGAGGAUCAGCAUUACGGUCUGUCGUGUGGGAAAGCGAACCCCGGCAAAAUCACCGUUUUUCACGUUAAGUUGACAGAGACAGCCUUCCGAGCGCUAGAAGCCUUUCAGUUUUCAAAGAAUUCAUCUAUCCCUCAACCAACAAUCCAGUUCCAAGGACUUCAGGGGUUAAUAAAGAUUCCAAGAACAGAUGCCCACAACGACACACGAAAUUUUGACUUCUAUGUAUCCAAUGUCGGAAAAGAUAACCCUCAGGGAAGUUUUGAUUGUGUCCAGCAAUAUAUCUCCAGCGAUGAAGUUUCGGAAUUGGACUGCUUCGGAAGCAUACAAGAUAAAAUUACAAUAUGUGCAACAAAUGAUUCCUAUCAGACAACACGAGAACGUAUGACUCAGGCUGAAGAGGAAACCCGUAGUCGAAGUACCAAAGUUAUUAAACCUGGUGGACGAUACGUAGGUAAGCGAGUGCAGAUUCGUAAACCAGCACCAGGCAUCCCAGAUGCUGUACCUGAACGGAAACGGUCAACUCCCAUUAAUCCUGCAAGUACAAUAAGGAAGUGCAAUACAAACAACAGUGUUUCUCAACGAUCUUACAGGGAUAGGGUAAUCCACUUAUUAGUAUUAAAACCCUUCAAGAAACCAGAGCUUCUGGCCCGAUUACAGAAAGAUGGUGUCAGUCAGAAAGACAAGAACUCUCUUGGACCAAUUCUGCAACAGGUGGCUAACAUAAACCCAAAAGACAACUCCUAUACUGUGAAGGAUUUUGUGUACAAGGAAGUUCAGCGAGACUGGCCCGGUUACUCAGAAGAGGAUCGCCAGCUAUUUGACAGAGUGGUUUCCAGAAAAAGAUCUCAACUGCAGAAUUCUAGCAGCCAACUGGCAGAACCAGUUCCAUCAAACUCUCCCAAAGAUAGAGGAUCAGCAAGUCCACCAGAGAAGAGAUCUCUGCCAUCAGAUUUCAUUGACCCUUUAGCGAGCAAGAAGCCGAGAAUAUCGCACCUUACUAAUCGUGUACAGCCAACACUUAAUGGGCAUUUAAACUCCUCCAAUGAGAAGACUGUCACUAUUUCUGCUCCAGUUGCUCCUCCUCAAGCUCCUCCACCUGCACCACUUCCUGUGCCACUUCCGGUUUCUAUUGCUCACACUGUGAAUUCGAACUCCAAUUCCCCAUGCACACCAGAAAGAAGGGGAACUCAAGAUCUGCCAGUUGAAGCUCUUGGUCAAACUGGUGAAGGUUAUGAGGACCAGCAAGCAAAGCAUAUCUCUAGGACUACAUUGGAAAGCCCAUCUCAACAACUGGAGUGCUCUGAACUCAUCAGCAAAGACUGUUCUUCUCAUGCAAAGUCAAAAAAGAAAGCUAAAAAACAUAAAGACAAGGAAAGAGAUAAAGAGAAAAGGAAUAAGGAGAAGACGGAGGAUAGUGAAGAAUACAGAAAUGAAAUUGAGGAACAAAAACGCCUUGAAGAUGCCAAUUCAGAAAUGAAUAGCAAGUGCACUGGUUCCAGCAAUCCUAUGUUACCAACCAAAAAACCUGAUUACUUGAUCAAAUAUGCAGCCAUUAUGUCGCAUGAGCAGAGACAAAACUACAAAGAUGACUUCAAUGCAGAAUAUGGUGAAUAUCGAAAUCUGCAUGCUAGGUUAGAGAGAGUAACCAAGCGAUUUUUGCAGCUGGAUGCAGAACGGAAGCGCCUUUCUCCUAACACCGAAGAGUACAAGAUUAUUGAUGAGGAAGUUUUGCAAGAGUAUUGGAAAAUCACAAAGAAUAGUCCCAAUUACCAUGAAGAGAAACAUAGAUGUGAAUACCUGCACAACAAAUUGGCUCACAUCAAGAGACUAAUAGCAGAUUAUGACAAGCAACAGCUGCAAUCAUGGCAUUAGAACUCACUGGACAGUUUGCAAUAUUGUUCUAUGAUCAGAAGGAGAUCUAUAAUAACAUUAAAAGCUAAUAUAUUUUGAAUUUUUGAAACAUUUCAUUCUAGGAAUGGUAUCAAGAGAUUUCUGAAAGAUUUCAGAAGUUUCAUGAUUUUCUGUUACUUCCCUGAAGCACCUAAGCCACGCUGCCCUCACCCCACACUAAUUUCUUAUAAAACUAUACUCUUUGCUUUUGAACUACCAUCUUCCUUUUUACUGUUAUACCAAUAUUUGUUUAUCCAAACUGAUCAUAUUAGUCUCAGUACUUGGGCUCUUCUAUAAUCCCUUGAUUUGAUUUAUACUUUAACAAUUGAUAGCACUAACAGCAAACAAUGUAACAGUUAAAUAAACAAAGGUAUGUGGUACUUGCUACAUUCUGCUACUUUAAACACUUUGCCUUAAGUGGUUGAAUGUUCCCAAGGCAAUUUGCACAAAUAGUUUUCAAAAAAAAUUCUUAAAUAUUUGAAAAUGUUGGAAAGUAUGACAAGCACUACAAACUGCCUAUAAUUCUUUACACUGUGCUGCAAUUUCAAACCAUAUGCUAAAAAUGCAAAUAGUCAGCUCUUGUGCCCCUUGCCUUAAGGUGUUUCUUUAUGUAUAUUAGUAUAGUGACCAUUAGCUACACAUGGCUUCCUUCUAUCUUUUACAAUUGGGAAGGUAACUUUGACCUCCCCAAGAUGUGCAUGUGUGAAUGGGUGUGUCUCUGUAAAUGUGUGUAAAUGUAAUAUACAUCUUGAAGGGGAAGAGAGUGAGCUGCUCUCUGUAGCCAAAUGCUCAGGUCAAAAAAAAAACUGAUGAGUAUCAUUGUAGGUAUUUUCCUAUAAACGUACUACUCUCCAUGGAAAUGAAAGCCUUUCCAUUUUAAGUGAUUUAUCAGCUUUGUUAACAUGAAUGCAUUGCUACUGUGCAAAAUUUGAAAGAGAUCUUAUAGUUUUGGGGAAAUUAAGAUACUAACCUUCAUGUAGGAGACUUAUUUGUAUACUACUUUAAAGUAUUUUUGAAAACAAAUUAUAUACAAAAAAAGCAGUCACCUGCAUGUACUAGUUUAUUUAAAAUUUGUUCUCCUACAUGUCAGGAAUAUAACUAAAAACAGAUAUAUUUAAUUAUACUGUGACCAUCAAACAGCACAAAGAAAUCAUUUGAAUUUAUAAAGUGUCUCUGUACUUACCAGUGCAUUACAUUUCUGUUGGUAUAAUGCCUAUCAAUAAGAGAGUUAAUUUAUCAUGUGGGAACAUUAAGUUAUUUGGUUGGAAGAUGCGGGGUUUUGGAUAGAUAUUGAAACUAAUAAUCUGUGUAAUUUUUUUGUCUUUUUGAAAUGCUGCCAAGUGAAAAGGGAAGCAUAAUGUUUACAAAUGAAUGUUGGAAAGUUUGCCAAAUUGUUUGGUUGAAUCUUCAAUAAAUUCCUGUAUCUCCAGCUUCACUCCAAAUGCUGGUGUCAUCAAACAGUGCUGUAAACUGAAACUUGCUCUUCCUAUCUCAAACUAAUUCUAAACAUUCUAGCUUGGGUGUUAAUUAAGAUGAGAUCCCAGUGUUAUAUAUUUUCAUGGUAUUUUUGCAGUACUAAUCACUGGGAUUUACCAAGGACUAUAAACUUGAUUCACACUUCACAAUCAUUUAGAUUGGUUCUUUACCAGUUAUUCCCAUCUUUACUAAAGUUUUUUUAAUUAAGCCAAGAUUGUCUUCAUGAAGUACCCUUAAUUAUUACAUUAGCAUUGAUAAUGUUUGGGUAUUAAGUUAGCACUAAGUUUAAUUAAUAAAACCUUCUCCUGACUAGGGAUGUGUUCCAAUGGUAAAUCCUGUGCAUCGAUAGUGUUGGAUAGCAUUUGACAUCAAUGUAAUUUUAAAUAAAUUGGAUUCCAUUUUUAGCAUUUUGCUUUGUAUACCUCAUCGUCUUAAAUUUAAGUGAUGCUACUCAUUUGUAUUAGAUAUGAACAUCCUUCGAUGAAACAAGUUGUUCACCUAGUGUAAUAGUGUAACUUUUCAAGCUUUCUGGAAUUCUUUGGAGCCAUCCAAUCUGAAAUUGGCACUGUAAAUAAGUACAGAUUUGAGAUUUCCCAUUUUGCAGUCUCUAUUGGGUAUAGAUUGACUUCAAAACUAUUCCACUGCCCAGUUCGCAUUGCACCUGAAGAUGAAUUUUGAGCAUUAUUCAUCAUCACUCGAAACAACUUUCAUGUUUUGAGUCAUACUUGGGUACAAGACAUGAGAGCUUUUUUAAAAAAAAAGUUUCUAGUUUUGGCCCCUCUCCCAAAAAAUACUAAUUGAAUUCACAAGUAGUUUUCACAUAGUCACUAGGAAUAAGUGUCAAAUCACAGUUGGAGCCCUUUUGGGAGAAAUUGAAUUUUUGGAUGUGCUUAUCACUUUACUACUUGAGUACUACUGAAAUGUCAUUAUUGUUUUAUUUUGUAGUAUUCUAGUCAAGCCAAUAUGGCUUCACAGAGAUAUAUUUUGUUAGAUCUGUGGUAGUUUAUUUGAGAAGAUGAUGGUCUAUUUUUGGAGGGGCUUUUUUUUUUGCUGUAACCCGAAUCCUUUUCAUACUUGAAUCUUAUUUAUUUCAUCAGUUCCACUAAUGCUAAGAAUGUCCAUGAAGUUAAAGCCUUAUCUAUGUUCCUUAAUAUUCUCAAAGCUAAGGAACGCGACCAAUGCAGUACAAAUGCAUCCUCAUGCAUGGUGGCCUAAGGAAAAUUAUUUUUGUUUUUAGCAUAAUCUUGGAAUUUCUGAAUCUGGUUCUAAAUUUGGAUCCUGUAAAUAUCAAGUCACAUUCACAUCUGAAACCAAGAAGUUCUCUGAACACUUAUUCCUCAGUAACUAUACUAAAUUCCAAUUACGAAGUAAAUAAGCAUAGAGACCCACUGCAUAAAUGCCUAUCAGUAGUUUAAAAUUUUAGAAGUCCAGUUGUUUUAAAUGCAAACUGUUUACACCAAAGCUGCCUGCCUACAUUAAUGUUUUAUUUAGUAUCUGUACUCUAAACUAAAAAGCAUAGGUUUAAAAAAAAACCUUAAUUAUGGUUUUACAUGCUUAAAUUGAUCAUGCUUCAGAAUAAGCAGUAGAAUUGCAUGGAAAAUUUGGUAUUUUUAAUACUGCUUGAUUCAUGUAAUUUUAGGAAAGGUGUCAGUUGAAACACUAAAAUGAUUUACUCAUGGCUUUGAAGCAAGCAUUUACUAUUACAAGUGACUGUUUUAAAGUAAAGGUGUUGCAUUCAUUGAAGAUAUUGUUAUCAAGAGGUCCAGCUUUAUAUGUACAUAUAAAAUUUGGUUUUGAUUUGAAUUUUCACGUAUAAAAAUGUAGCAAUCAAAAUUUUCCAUUUAAGUGGUAAAUGGAUAUUAUUGUUCCAAAACUGCCUGAUUCUAUAUACGUUUUCAGGCAAUUUGCAAUCAACUUAAACAAGAGUAAUUGUUUUCAACAAUCGCAUAAGAUGCUUAUUAAUCGGGGGGACUUCUGUCCUACUCCAAAAUAUUGAUAGCUACUCCAGAAACUGAAUUACAAACACCUAGUCCUAGUAUAAAUGAUCACAAUAUUAAAUUCAAAGCUGUUAAUUAAUUUGUUAGCAGCUUUGUAUGUUAUUGGAUUGCUAGUAAAAUGAAAUUUCAUUCCUUGUAAAACCAAUAUGUUGGGAAAAUCAUAUCUUCCCUUCCAUUCUUCUAUUGUUGCCCUUUUUAUUAUCUAUCUUUCCUAUAAUCUUGGUAUUAGAGUGCCAAAUGGGCAGGUUUUUGCCUCGACACUUUGAAGCCUUUAGAUUAGCAGUUUAAUUGUUUCUCCUCUUCAUGUGUCCUUGAUUGCAGUUGAAGCCAGCAGUUCAAAUUGAUAUGGAAUAGUAGUUACAAAAGACAAAGAAUGGAAAUUAAAACAUCACUGGAGAGUGUUGUAUUCUCAGUAGUCUUUUGGCUAUUGUGAAUGUCUUUAGAUUUCCAAGUUACACAGUAAACUUUUACCAUCUAGUUAGGACCAUUGAAACUGGAAAUGCCACAGGACUGUUUUCACUAAUGAAAGUACAAGAUAAUAUUUGAGCCACCGUGUCCAUUCCACAUGUAAACUGUUAAUUUAAAUUACAUUAAAAUAUUGACUUUGCAUAUGA
Messenger RNA from Stegostoma tigrinum, 6185 nucleotides. It is a transcript of the gene ell2, whose product is annotated as elongation factor for RNA polymerase II 2. Bases 188 to 2080 code for a protein of 630 amino acids. The record is from RefSeq and is a predicted model, not a curated record. Gene Ontology annotation, molecular function: cis-regulatory region sequence-specific DNA binding. NCBI's taxonomy places the organism in Eukaryota, Metazoa, Chordata, Chondrichthyes, Orectolobiformes, Stegostomatidae. Gene Ontology annotation, cellular component: transcription elongation factor complex. Gene Ontology annotation, biological process: snRNA transcription by RNA polymerase II; transcription elongation by RNA polymerase II; positive regulation of transcription elongation by RNA polymerase II. The transcript is spliced from 12 exons.